CUAAAAUCGUCAUCAUUUACCCGCGUUUGUUGAACAACCCAGUUUGUUUGGCGGGCUUGAGCAGAGAAGAAACAACCCCAUCAUCGUAUCGGAACCAUGCAGUUUUCAAGCAGGAGAAAGAAAUUCACCACCAACUCUCAGACGGAGCUCUAUAGUCAUCCUCUGCUGUUCUACGUGCAGCCUCCUCUGGAAAACAUCUCUCUCAUGGAGUUUGAAACCUUUGCUGUGGAACGACUUAAAUUGUUGAAGACCAUUGAGAAUUUGGGAGUGAGCUAUGUGAAAGUCUCAGACCAGUACAUAAAGAAACUGGAGGCUGAAUCCAAAGCGCUGAACUUUCUUUACAGACCCGAAGCUGAUGACAGAAAACCUCAGAGUGGACCAACUGAACAAGAGAAACGCAGAAAGGACCAUAUCUCCCACUUCAUCCUCAGACUGGCCUACUGCCAAACGGAGGAUCUGAGACGCUGGUUUAUACAACAGGAAGUUGAUCUUUUCCGCUACCGCUUCAAUGCCCUGUAUCCAAAACAAAAGCUUGAAUUUCUUCACAGAAAUAAUCUGCAGUAUGACACGAUUAGUGUCGAGGAGAAGAAGGCUCUGCAUGAUAAACUGGUCAACUCCAGUUACGCUGUCAGUGGAAUUACUGUGGAGGAUCAAGACUUCUACAAAGUUCCAUUUCAAGACGCCCUGGAUCUAGUGCGAUCGAGGAAAGUGUACCUCAAAGCCGGCUACGUGUACAUCCCCCACCAGGAGAUCGUCACCAUUGUUCUGAACGAUUUCCGCACCAGGCUUUCUAAAGCUCUCGCACUGACAGCCCGCUCGCUACCAGCAGUGCAUUCUGAUGAACGGCUCCAACCGCUCCUCAACCACCUCAGUCAUGCCUAUGUGGGACAGGAUUACAGCAUCCAGAAGAACGUAGGGAAAAUCUCCUUGGAACAAAUUGAUUCACUAUCAGGAAAGUCCUUCCCGCUCUGCAUGAGGCAGGUCCACCAGAGCCUCAGAGAGAACCACCACCUUCGUCAUGGAGGCCGCAUGCAGUACGGCCUCUUCCUCAAAGGCAUCGGCCUCUCCCUGGAGCAAGCCCUGCAGUUCUGGAGGUCAGAGUUCAUCAAAGGAAAAGUGGAUGCAGACAAGUUUGACAAAGCAUAUGCCUACAGCGUCCGCCACAUGUUUGGCAAAGAAGGCAAGCGAACAGACUACACCCCCUACAGUUGCAUGAAGGUGAUUCUAUCAAACGCACCCAGCCAAGGCGACCAUCAUGGAUGUCCUUUCCGUCACAGCGACCCAGAGCUGCUGAAGCAGAAGCUUCAGGUCUACAAAGUGUCUCCCAGCGGGAUCAUUCAGAUCCUGGAGCUGGUUAAAGGGAUGCACUAUCAGCUGGCCUGCCAAAAGUACUUUGAGCUGACACACAAUGUUGAGGAGGCCAGUUUCUCGCUCAAUCACCCCAACCAGUACUUUAUAGAGAGCCAGAAAGUUUUGGGCGGUGGCAGGGACAUAAAGCGAGAGACGGAUGCGCCACAAAAGCCUCAGGAAAACUCCACCAAAGCACCCAUCGCGGCUCCAGAGGCAGCAGCGAACACACAGGAUGUGGCCGAGAUGACGGAGGAACUGGACUCUUUCUUUCAAGAUGCCUGAUUUGCUUCUUAUUUUGUAUACCUUUGAUUACUUAAGGUUGGGUCGGGUUCAUUUUGUAAAAUCGUUUAAAGUCACUGUACAUGAGAUGUUAAAAUUAAAAGUUGCAUAUCAGUC
Gymnodraco acuticeps is the source of this 1746-nucleotide messenger RNA. It is a transcript of the gene prim2, whose product is annotated as DNA primase subunit 2. Gene Ontology annotation, biological process: DNA replication, synthesis of primer. The record is from RefSeq and is a predicted model, not a curated record. Bases 97 to 1632 code for a protein of 511 amino acids. The transcript is spliced from 14 exons. Gene Ontology annotation, cellular component: alpha DNA polymerase:primase complex. NCBI's taxonomy places the organism in Eukaryota, Metazoa, Chordata, Actinopteri, Perciformes, Bathydraconidae.